AUGGCCACUCCCAGGCGGUUUCCGACGCUCGUGCAGCUGGAGCAGCGAGAAGGGACGCUGUUCACGGUGCUCGGUAACCUCACCAAGCAGCCCUACUGGUUCCACUCCGAGUACCUGAAGAGUCCGAAGGCAGUUCACCUCGAGGCGUGGCUGGUGGAAGCGAUCUUCGGCCGGGGAGGAGAGCACAUCCCACACGUCGAGUGUGUGUCGCAGACCCUGCUUCACGUUAAUCGGUGGGACCCCGAGGGCGAGGCUGAGAUCUUGAUAUUUGGUCGGCCUUAUUACCAGAAAGAUGUAUCCAAGAUGAUCAUGAAUUUGGCUGACUAUCACCGCCAACUCCGGGCACAAAGCUCAGAGAAGGUCCCUGCCCAGGACGCAGCGACCCAGCGGUCCCCCGAUGCUUCCCGAGAGGCCGCAACCCAGCGGUCCCCCGACGUUGACCGGGAGACGGCGACCCAGAGCUCCCCGAAAACUGCCCGGGAGGCGGCGACCCAGAAGUUCCCCGACACUGCCCGGGAGGCGGCGACCCAGAAGUUCCCCGACACUGCCCGGGAGGCGGCGACCCAGAGUUCCCCGAAGGCUGCCCGCGAGGCGGCGACCCAGCGGUCCCCGAAGGCUGCCCGCGAGGCGGCGACCCAGCGGUCCCCGAAGGCUGCCCGCGAGGCGGCGACCCAGCGGUCCCCGAAGGCUGCCCGCGAGGCGGCGACCCAGAGUUCCCCGAAGGCUGCCCGCGAGGCGGCGACCCAGCGGUCCCCCGGCGCAGCCCGGGAGGCGGCGACCCAGCGGUCCCCCGAGGCUGCCCGGGAGGCGGCGACUCAGAGGUCCCCGGACGCUACCCAGGGCCCGGUUACCAGGUCAUAA
Molecule: messenger RNA, 861 nt
Organism: Neomonachus schauinslandi (Hawaiian monk seal)
Lineage: Eukaryota; Metazoa; Chordata; Mammalia; Carnivora; Phocidae
Gene: KHDC3L
Product: KH domain containing 3 like, subcortical maternal complex member
Exons: 4
Coding region: 1-861 (286 amino acids)
Cellular component (GO): protein-containing complex; apical cortex
Molecular function (GO): RNA binding
Source: RefSeq, a predicted model, not a curated record